This is a messenger RNA of Macrosiphum euphorbiae (potato aphid), 237 nucleotides long. Lineage: Eukaryota; Metazoa; Arthropoda; Insecta; Hemiptera; Aphididae. The record is from the annotation of a GenBank genome assembly.
AUGGAAUUUAAUGAAAACGAUGCAUUAUCUAUUCAAAAAGUUCAAGAUUUAUUUCAAGACAAUUCAAUUAAAAAUGAACUUGCAGUAAUAUUAGCCUAUUUUCAAUGCAUCACAGAAACAAUCUUACAAAUAGAAAAAUCUGGCACCAACCUACGAGAAACCAUCUCGUUGGUUAAAAAUGUUGAAAUUAGGUUAAGUGAAGGAGGAAUAGGCAUAGAAUUUGCUAACUUAAACUAA